AUGUCCGCGCUAGCCUGCGCGCUGCCCCUGGUGGCGCUCGUCCUGACGUCGCUCUGCCUCAACGCUUCCGCCGAGCUCGCCGUCCCCGAGGCCGCCUCCUCCGCACUCGCCGCCGCCAUGUCCGGCGAUCUGGCUCAGCUCGAUGCCACCAAUGCUCUCAGCGACGGCGCUGCGACGAGGAGGAUUCUCGACGACGACGACGAUGACGACGACGAGGACAAGAAGAAGAAGGAGAAGAAGGACAAGAAGAAGGAAGACAAGAAGAAGGAAGACAAGAAGUCGAAGAAGUCUCCUCCCACUCCCUCCCCUUCCACUCCCACCACACCCAAUAAGAAGGGCGGCAAGAAGACUCCUCCCACACCCACAACCCCCGCCACUCCUGGCAAGCCCGCCACUCCCGGCAAGCCCGCCACCCCUGGCGCGGGGAAGCCGGCGGUGAAGCUGAGCGGGUCGGACUCGAAGGUGGUGUCGCUGCUGGAGGCGGCGGCGGUGGACGUCGACAGCGCCAAGGCGAAGCUCUCCGUCAAGACGUACGGCAAGAGCCUCACGGACACGGCGGCGGCGCUGCGCAACGCCGCGAUUCUGAUUCGCACGGGGCAGCGCACGCUGGUGGCGGGGCAGAUCGACAACUCGAUCGCCACCAUCAACGGCGUGUCCGUCAUGCUCCCCGCCGGCGGCGCCGACAAGAGCCUGCUCGCUUCCGCGCUCGGCAAGGCGCAGGGCGCCAAGACCGCGUGGAAGGCGUAG
Messenger RNA from Closterium sp. Yama58-4, 747 nucleotides. NCBI's taxonomy places the organism in Eukaryota, Viridiplantae, Streptophyta, Zygnematophyceae, Desmidiales, Closteriaceae. The record is from the annotation of a GenBank genome assembly.